AUGGCCGCCGCAGAUCUGGGAGCCGCGGAGUGGGAGAGGUCCAAGAUCACGAACCAGGACCUCAAUCUCCUGAAGAAGUUGGGGAUUACCAAGAAACCCAAAGCGCCUAUGAUCAAAGAGCUUCUUCGCAUCGGUGCCCAGUUCGUUGGGUAUCGUGAUUACGCCAACAAGACUGAAGAGAAACUGGCAGAAGCCAACGAACGUGCUGACACGCUUGCUCAAAAGUUAGAGCAGUGUGAAGAGGCUCGUAAGAAGGCCGAGUCAGAUGCAGUUGAAGCUAGGCAAGAAGCUGACAAGGCUAAGGCUGAUGCUGCUGGUGUCGAAGAUCUUCGGAAACGUCUGCAUGACGCCGAGACUGCACUAAGCGAUCACAUAACUGCGCAAUCUGCUCGCGAAGCGGCGAUCACCAAACGCAUAAAGACACAAAGUCGUCGCUUUGUCGAUAGGACCUCUCAAGAAUUUGAACUUGAGGAUCCCGACAACGAUGUUCUUCUUGAAGCCGUUUCAUUCCUUGAGUUUCAUGGGACGGAAGCGCGUGAAGGCAUGGAUGAAGCCAGGGCGGGGUUGUCAAAACUUUUCCCCUACUUCUUCCCGAAGAAAGAGGAGCCCGCAACUUUCCUUGGUCUUGCCAAGUGCUUUAAUCCUCCCGAAGAUCUUGGGCUGAAGAUGCGCCAUGAAAACAUGAAGGUUGCCGUGGAAAGCACUGUUGCCCUAGUUGCUGACAGUCAACAAACUAUUGACUGGGCCAAAGUUGGCGACACGGAGCAAAUAGAACAAGCAAAGUGGCGAUCCUUGAUCAAGGCGGCAAAGCUUAACACGAAGAAGAUCCUGGCCUAUCUCGGGAUCAAGCCAUCUUCGACUCCUAGCUCUUCAAGGCCGGAGGUCUAGUUUUUGCUUUCUUUAUUUCCUUUGCUAUUGUCGCCAUUCUAGUCUUGGCGACAAUUUCCCUGCCAGUCCCUUAGGAGAACUUCUUUUGUAAUGGCCAUGUAAAUUUUAUAGAAUCAAUGAAAUUCCUUUUGGUGCUAUCAUUGAUUCGGGGAUUUUCUUUUCCAGUUGAUAUUUGAUAAUUAUUCAACGAAUCCUUCUUCUCCCGAUGCUGCUCCCGCGUCUUCCUUGUCGAAGAAAGUAAAAACCGAUGACAAUUGCCUUGAAGGUUCUUCCAGCACACCUUUGUCGGAAGAUUUACAAGAACUUCGACAACAACUUCAGUCCACGAAGAAACAAACUCUGGCAAUGAUGGAACAGUCUCGGAGAGCAUCUGAACAAGAACAACUUGCUCGUCGACAAGCCGAAGAAACUAUGGCUGCUAAGGAUGCUGCUAUAUUGGAAGCAAAAGGAGCUAGUGCCCGAGAAAAUAGCAUGCUCGAGCUGAUGUUGG
This is a messenger RNA of Lolium perenne, 1378 nucleotides long. The record is from RefSeq and is a predicted model, not a curated record. NCBI's taxonomy places the organism in Eukaryota, Viridiplantae, Streptophyta, Magnoliopsida, Poales, Poaceae.